UCUGUCAUGGCCGCUCACUGAUGACACUUACAGCACAUGGGCAGAAAUCAAACUCAUUACAGCGAGCAGUGAACGGCAGCCGGUAUCACAGCGGAGCACACGAGCUCCUCACGUUUCACACUCACAGCCGGAGCCGCUCUUUAGCGACGUGACGCGUAUUUUACUUAUUUACUGAGGGUUGACGACGAUGAUGAUGCUUGAGCUGGAGGUGGCGGUUCUGGGCGGACAGAGUCCGGACUGGAAACAGAGCGGCAUCAGCACCACAGAUGGUGGGGCACUGCUGCAGUUGGUGUUUGAGGGAGAUUUUGAGGCCGUGCUCUUCAGUGCUGCUGUGCAGGGGCUGCUGGGAGGUGUUCCUGAAGAGGAUGAUAGCAUCGAGACUUAUCUGGAGAGACGGGUGCUUGCUUACCUGAGCAAUGCCACUGAAGACCAGAGGAGUGACAGAGAGACCGUUCUGCUGGGGUUGGCUGUGGGGUGUCUGAACCUCUUUGCCCAGAGUAAUUGGACCGGCCCGCCACUUGAUCUCCAUGUCUCUGAUUUUCUGCCUGAGACAUUGCUCCAGAACUUCUUACAGCCUGCAGCUCUAAACUCGGCUGUGUUGUCCAGUCUUCAGCUAGAUGGAGAGUCCGUCUACAGUCUUGUGUCCAACCCCCUCCUACUGCUGCUGACCAGAGUCAUACUCGUCCACUGCACAGCCAAACUGGAGAGCCUUCAGCUGGUGCCCUGGUGGACGCUGAGAUAUGUCACUCUUCAUCAGCAGAUAUUGGAGGAAAGAUCCCCACAGCUCUUCAACCUGGCACUCAGCUGCAUAGAGAAAGUGUGUAAGUGUGAGGAGCUGUUCACCAACAUCACACACUGUAACCUGGCAAUUCAGUUCCACUUGGAGUGCAGUUAUACCUGCCUGACCUACUAUGAGUACCGCAGCGCCAAAGAACAUCUGCAGACAGCCCGUGAUCUGUCAGGACUGGACGUUAACAUGACAGGGGCACUUGGAAAGAGAACUCGUUUUCAGGAGAACUUCCUUGCUCAGCUCAUUUUGCAUGUGAAAAGGAAGGAAGACGCAACCAUUCAGAAAUCCAAGAGUCCCUCCCUUGCACCAACACCUAAAGAACUCUUACCAAAGGAUCAUCAGCUGAGUGAUGAUACAGUCCUGAACCAGAUUAACUUAGCGGACCCCUCUGAGCAUGAACUCCCAGUUCUCACUGCUGAAGAACAGGCCCUUAUACUGGCAGUUUGCAUAGACUUCCAGAAGAAUAAUCCAGUUCACAAACUAAAUGACGAGGAACUCUUGGCCUUCACAACGUGUUUGUUGUCUCAGCCAAAGUUCUGGGCGGUGGAAGUGACAUCGUUAUGCCUGAGGACCAAACUGGAGAGAGGAAGCUCUCGGAGAGUAGAACGUGCCAUGAUGCAAACACAGACAUUGGUGGAUUUCUUCAGUGAGAAGAACUGUCCCGUCACUGAGAGAAUGAAGAUGUUCUACACCUGCCGGGCACCUCCUCUCUGGGAUCUACAGAGACAGUUGGCGAGUCUGUUGACUGAUUUGGGCCUGACGAGUUCUGCGCUACUAAUCUAUGAACGGCUGGAACUCUGGGAGGAUGCAGUCAUCUGUCUGGAGAGGAUGGGACAGCACGGCAAGGCAGAGGAGAUUUUGAGGCGUGAGCUGGAGAAAAAGGAGACCCCAUCUCUCUACUGUCUGUUAGGAGACGUGGUGAAGGACCCCCAGUAUUACGACCGAGCGUGGGAGCUUUCAAAACACCGCAGUGCACGUGCACAAAGAUCAAAAGCUCUGCAUCACCUCCGCAACAAAGAGUUCCAGCAGUGUGUGGAAUGUUUUGAAUGCUCCCUGCGAAUCAACGCAAUGCAGCUGGGUGUGUGGUUCUCCCUUGGCUGUGCGUAUUUUGCACUGGAGGGCUAUGAGGGGGCUGCCAAAGCUUUCCAGAGAUGCGUCGGACUGGAACCAGAUAAUUCAGAAGCAUGGAACAACCUCUCCACAGCGUUUAUUAAACUGAGAUUGAAGGAGAAGGCAUUCCGCACCCUUCAGGAAGCGCUCAAGUGUAAUUAUGAGCGAUGGCAGAUCUGGGAGAAUUUCAUUGCUGUGUGUAUAGACCUGGGCGAGUUCAGUGAGGCUAUCAGAGCUUACCAUCGGCUCAUGGACCUCAAGGACAAAUACAAGGAUGUGGAGGUGCUGGAAAUCCUUGUGCGUGCAGUAGUGGACAACCUGACCGAUCACCGUGGUGACCAGGCAUCCAAUCUUAAAACUAAACUACAGGAGCUCUUUGGUCGAGUCUCUGCUUGCUGCAGUACUGACGCACAAAUAUGGAGGCAGUACGCACGUCUCUACGGCAAUGGACAUAGCAACAACCUGCAAGAUAAUGAAAAAGCACUGCAGUUCCUGAGUAAAGCCCAUCGGUGUGAAAUGCAGGCUGCAGGCUGGGAGAAAGACAUGAGCAGCUUCAGAUCCGUAGUAAAGGGAGCCAGAGACAUGGCUAAUGUAUCUAUCGGCUGUAGCAGGUCUAAGCACAAUCCUCAGGAAGCUCUACAGUUACUGUCUUCAUCUCGGCUUAGUCUGAAGAGUCUCGUCACCAAAGCCAAGCAACUGUACACUAAUGUUGCCACAGGAGAACUCCAUGAUGACCUCAGAGGUGAUGUCACAGAGCUUGAACAGAUAAUCACAGAGCUGCAGGACCUGAGUGCCCAGCUACGCAGUCAAUGAGAAUAAAACAUAUCACUGUCGUCCCACCUUAUCUCCUUCCAUCCUUUUGAAUGAUUGAUUUAAACAUUUCAAAAUAAAAGUGCAUUUUAAAGUCAAAUUUUAGACAAACAAGAACUUUCUGUCUGGAAAUCGCUUUUAGGGCUCAGCAGCCUGUUGCAAAAAACCCUUCAAGCUAAGAAAACCUUUAAUUAUAAAACCCAUACAAUUACAACUAAGGGUUUUCUUAACAUAAGGGUUUUUUGCAACUGGUCCCAGGACUUCUAUUAACAUUCUGUCCCAUUAUCGGUUCAGUCUACUGGGAUAAACCGAAGGGAAGGCUUAGGCUAUGUUUGAAAUGCUACCCGACUACUCUUACUAUUUCUGCAGUAUCUACUGUAUAAACUGCAGAAAUAGUAAGAGUAGUAUGGUAGUAUGCUGUUCUGAACUUAGCCUUAGGGACUGAAUUAAAGAUGAUUCAAUUGAUCCAAAGUCAUCUGCCAGUUGCCCUAAUCAAAACGCCUGUGAUCACAUGAUCUGUGAUUAAGGUCCCUGAGACCAGCAUUGAACAUCUCAUCCAUGUUUAUGUACAAAUGUGCCUCAGUAAAAUUUAAUAAUAAAUACUCAGCUUCUUUCUUACACA
This is a messenger RNA of Myxocyprinus asiaticus (Chinese sucker), 3332 nucleotides long. Its product is annotated as tetratricopeptide repeat protein 27-like. Lineage: Eukaryota; Metazoa; Chordata; Actinopteri; Cypriniformes; Catostomidae. The coding region runs from base 188 to 2713 and encodes 841 amino acids. Gene Ontology annotation, molecular function: protein binding. The record is from RefSeq and is a predicted model, not a curated record. The transcript has 20 exons.